AACACUAUCCACUUGCAAUUUUAAUUCCACAUCACAAAUUGACUUCAUUAAUAUUUCUUGAAUUUCAAACACAAUCCCAACACAGAAAUAAUCAAGUUAAUGGCCCAUUCACUAGCCACAACUCCAGCUGCUGUAAUUUCUGUAUCAUCUUCUUCAUCCAAAUCUAAGAAGAAAGCUACCCCAUUUCCAUCUCUAGGAUUUCCAACAGUUUCGGCUUCCCAUUCAGAUUCUAACAAUCUCAUCAACCGCAGGAAUGUGUCAUUAAGUUUGGCAAGUGUGUUGUUGAGCUCAACCGUCGCUGACCGGAGUGCGAAUGCAGCAAGAAGGCCACCACCUCCACCGGCGGCGGAGAAAAAGGACCCGAAUGUAAAUGGGGUGCUAGCAAAGGUGUUGGCAAGCAAGAAAAGGAAGGAAGAAAUGAAACAAUCUAUAGCCAAGCUAAGAGAGAAAGGGAAGGUCAUUGAACCACCUAAACCUAUGGCAAAUCAACCAUCUGCAUCUGAAUAGAAGUUACUAUCAAUUUAUAUGAUACAUAAUCAUGUCCCUGCCUUAUAUUGCAUGCUAUGAAUAAAUUUAUUUGAGUUGAAGGAAAAUUAUAUAUUCUAAUAAUAGUGAGGAAUUUAACACCA
Messenger RNA from Mercurialis annua (annual mercury), 629 nucleotides. RefSeq lists its product as uncharacterized. NCBI's taxonomy places the organism in Eukaryota, Viridiplantae, Streptophyta, Magnoliopsida, Malpighiales, Euphorbiaceae. The transcript is spliced from 2 exons. The record is from RefSeq and is a predicted model, not a curated record. Bases 100 to 507 code for a protein of 135 amino acids.